CUCUCUCACACACACACACACACAGACACACACACACUAAAACACACAUACACACUUUCUCCGCUGAGGCCAGCUCAGAGUCAGAGAGGAGGGACAGACUGCGUGCAGCUCUGCGGGGCCAGCUGUCGUUCGAUCAGAGCUGCGUCUUUCUCUCUCUCUCUCACUCUCUCUCCCCCGACUCUCCCUCCCACCCCCUCGGUUCUCCACUGGCCUCAUCCCCUCCAUGGGACUCCAGACCUGGCCACCGAGCAAACCAGCACUGUCCUCCAUGGCCUGCCUUGAUGUGGAGACCCCGUCCAUCUGCAGGGGUAAAUUCAAAUCAGUCCUCCAGCUCUGUCUGCAGCAGAGGAGAACCCGGGAGCAGCUUGUGGAGCAAGGCAUCAUGCCGCCUCUGAAAACACCUGCUGCCUUUCAUGAGCAGAUUCGCAGCCUGGAGAGAGCCAAGACUGGGAACUUCUUAAAGCACAAACUGUGCAGCAGGCCUGACCGAUCUGACCUGGUCCGUAUGCACAUCCUACAAGAGACGAAGGCUGAGGCCUCCCUGCACGCCACCCAGAUGAAGCUAAAGCGGGCCAGACUGACUGACGAUCUCAACGAGAAGAUCGCCCAGCGACCUGGACCCAUGGUGCUAGUGGAGAAGAAAAUCCUGCCUGCUGUGGACUCUGCAGCUGAAGAGGCCACCGAUGGUGAUAAGGCGAACCACUCUAAGGCAGCAGAUGUUUACAGCUUUGAUGAAGACAGCGCUGAUGCCUUAUCACCAGAGCAGCCUUUCAGCCAGGAAACUCCCGGCUCCACCUCGGCCUCGCUUAUAGAGUCCACUUCAUUCUCCUCUCAGUUAAAUUCUCCCACACAGCACUCCUCGUCACCUAACUCACAGCUCUCAUCAGAUUUGGUCAAUCCCAUCUCUGCCAGUGAACCACAAAGCAACGUGCAAGCAUCUACACCUCUGUCAGUCACCACUGUCGCUCCCAUUGUCACGCCAGGGCCAGUUCUCGUGAAGAGCCUGCCCAAGCUUCCUGGCGACAAAGGCCGCAGCAAAAAGAGCAAAGAGCCCAAGCCUUGGGUGAAAAAGCUGAAGUACCAUCAGUACAUACCACCGGACCAGAAGCAGGAGCUCAACGAGAUGCCGAUGGACUCUGCGUAUGCUCGCCUCCUGCAGCAGCAGCAGCAGUUCCUGCAGCUCCAGAUCUUAAGCCAGCAGCAGCAGCAGUACAACUACCUGUCUGUGCUGCCCGCCACAGUAAAGCCAGCAACUGAGGUACAAACCAGCUGUUCCAGUGGAAACGUCGCAUCUGCCCCCGUCCCGCCGCGCCACUCUCACACCAGCCGCAAGCAGCGUCAUUUACCCGGCAAUCUGGAUGAGAUGAAGGUCGCUGAGCUGAAAAUGGAACUGAAGCGCAGGUCUCUGCCUGUCUCUGGCACUAAGACAGAUCUGAUCGAGAGGCUCAAGUUGUAUCAGGAGACAUCUAACAUUCAGAAUGCUGCUGCUGCCAUGGAAACGGUGGCCUCACAGCCUGAACACACAAAGUUAACUCCACCUGUGUCCCCCAUAUCUUCCAAGGUGUCCAGUCUGGGCAUAGAGGACAGUAGUAUGGCAGACAGUCCAGCAAAAUCCUCAGAUGCUCAGUCAAGAACUUGCUCAGCUCCCUGCAUGAGAGCUCCACAGGAGGAGUUACCCACGCAUGGGAAGCACUCAGUCAAGGACUCUGAAAAGGACAAACGUCUGUACGAGAAGGAGCGUCAGAUUGAAGAGCUGAUGAGGAAGCUGGAGCAGGAGCAGAGGCUGGUGGAGGAACUGAAGAUGCAGCUGGAGGUGGAGAAGAGGAGUCAGCACGGAGAUUCUCCACCUCAGCUCUGUCCUCUCACUCCAGUCCGGGUCAAAGAGGAAAACGGUUCUCCCGUAAACUGCUCCGCGUCCUGCAGCUCUCCUGGCCUGCCGGUGGCGGUGAAGCAGGAGGAGGCUGCAGCUCAGUGCCACUUCGCUCCUCCAAACCAAUUCAUCAUCAGCCAUCAGACCAUCAAGCAGCCUGAAACCCUGCAGUCCGUCCAGGCCGAAGCACAGAUCCUCCUGCCUGCUUCCCUCCCCAGCUCAGCAGUCGCUCUCCAGAUCCCUGCCAACUGCAUCAAAUUACACACUACUGUUAGCAGCCCGGCCCCAGGCAUCAUCCAGGCCUCUGGACAGGUGCCACUGAAAACAGAGGCCUCAGCAGCUUUACAGCAGCAACGCAGCGCUCACACUCCGCCACUGACAAAGACGUGGACAAUGGAUCCCGCAGCACAGAGCUUACUCAGCACAUUCCCAGCGAGUAGUAGUUGUCCUGCAGGAGCCGAGAAUAAGUCUCCCAGCCACAACCAGCCGACGGUGAUGUUGCACCAGCCGACGUUCACGCACCACGUGUCAAAGUGUAAAGACCCGCCUCGCUACGAAGACGCGGUCAAGCAGACGCGCAGCAUGCUGACGGCUGUUCAGAGUCCCAGUGCAGCGAGUCAGCAGAUGGACGAUCUGUUUGAUGUGUUGAUUGAGAGCGGUGAAAUCUCCCCUUUCGUCAAACAGGAUCCUCCCACCCUGGACAAACCUCUGCCUGUCACUGCCAGUGUAACCGUCCUUCCCGUCAACACGGUCCUGUCCCGCCCUCCUCCCAUGGUCCAGGUGGCCCAGCAUCCUGCCGUGCCCCUUAAACUGCCACACUGCUCACCAGCGCUGAGCCCCGACACCCGGCUGGACGCCCUCCUGGUCUGCACGGUGGGCGCAGACGCUGACCCACAAACUCUGAAGCUGAUGGACGACUUGCACUCACCGGCGAUCGCCGCCAUGGAUGUGGACUUUAGUGGCGGCGCGGCGCCCUCUGCUUUGACCUUGCACAGUGCCAGCAUGGACAACAUGGACUGGCUGGACCUGACGCUGUCUGUGCCAGCAGAGGGCGCCCUUCACCCGCUGGACAUGUCCACGCCUGUGGGCGUCUUCUCUGCCGACUUCCUGGACUCUCAUGAGCUGUGUUGAUGGAGAACGAGGUAAAUCUACGUAAACGGUGCAUACAGCAGAGAGUCAUCAGUACGAGGCAUACUACUCAACAUAAUACUCCUAUGUAAUCCAUAUACAGCAUAUUAUUUGUAUUCAAAACAGUUCAUUUACUCUUACUACUUAAGAGAAAGGGGAUUCAUCUAAAAAAGUAGAUGACGUACAGUGGUUAAAAAUCAGUUAUGUGACAUCACACUAGUGCCAUACACAAGAAAGAAACCCCUGUGCUCUGCAGCCGGGGUCCAGACACUUUUCUACCGACACAUACUUUGUGUUCAUGAGUUCAGCUCCAUAUGAAUCCAUGAAAGAUGAAGGAAAUUUAAUUUCAACAUCUGCUCCUGAACUCGUGAAGGUGAAUUCCUACACCUGUAAAGGACGCUUCAGAAAUAUUUAAAUGGAAGAAAGUGUUUGUUUCCAGCUGCCGGAGAAUUGUCUCAUCAUGUAGAUAAUUUCUUAGAAGGCGUCGCAUCGCUGCUUUUGACGUCAUUGGGCCUUCCGAUUAUCUGACAGCAGCUUUCCUAGUUUCUUCUUUCUUUUUUUUUACUUUCUUCUCAUGUUUGUACACUAUUCAGGGUUCCCACAGGUCCUUGAAAUCCUUGAAAAUUGCCCUAAAUAUAACAUGGGUGAUUGAAGGUGCUUGAAUUUUGUUAAGUUAAUUCAAGUUGAUAUUUAGGUAAAUGUCUCCCUUGUUUUGUUACGAUGCCACCUACUGUUUCAUGCGACCUGCGUUGCUUGGUGUAUGCAGACGAGGCCUACGCAGGACAAACGUGGAGUUAUAAUUACUAGCAGGUGUUGUGGACACUGUCCACUGUCUCUCUCUGUCUCUCUCUUCGCCGUUGACGUGAGAUUCCACGCAGAACAAUGACGACGUGAUGCCUGGAAAAUGAGGACACAAAAUGCAAAAGAAGUGACUUUGAACCAAGAUCCCGAGGACAAUCACUUGUUCAGAUGCAGAGUGUGCUGCAAAUCAAUAAAAGCAGACAAAGCCACCAUGGACAAAGCGACUCUUACAAGUACUCACAUCUUGAGCUUUUUCAGCACAUUCAGUCCUUGAAUUUGAGGGAAUUGGUCCUGGAAACACUCCACACACUCUCGUUUGUCUCUAUCUGUGUCCCUGUGAUGGACUAGCAAUCUGUCCAGGGUGUGAAACCCGCCUUUCCCCCUAUGUCAGCUGAGAUUGGCAGCUCAUGUGGAGGCUAAAGCGGUAGAAGAUGGAUGGAUGGUCCUGGAAAGCCCUUGAAUUUGAGGGAACCCUGACUGUUGUAUUGAUUUUGUUAAAAGCAGAAACACGACCACUGUCAAAGCUUUUUGUAAACAAGCACAGCCAAAUGUCUUCGUCAAUCUCCUCCAUAUUAUGAGUAAUAUCGCUGAUAUGGUGAUUUCUACACCCGUGUAUAAUAUAUUAUCAGACUUAUACGCUUUACAACAGGAUCGUUCUCAUCCUCACACAAACUCCUGCAGGUUUAAACGUCGACAUCUGAUUUGGUACAAACCUUUAAAAGGUUGAUAACUGACGUUAUCAUCAUGUGUUGUAUUGUAGUGACACCUGCUGGCCACUGUGAUGCUCCACACAUAGGUAGUGUUGUUCUGCCGAAUUAUGAAAAACGUCAAACUCUCUGUCUCCACACAAACAAACACAAACUCUGACUUCAAAUGUCAUGGAUCAUGGAUCAUGUGGCUGGACUCAGUCGUGGUUUUUUUUUUUACAUCAACAGCAAAAACACAGGUUUUUUUUAUGGCACAUGUUUACACUUACGCUGUGUAGUUGUUUUUAUCUUUUAUUCAAAUGUGUUUCCUUUUUUUUUGUAAAUACAAAGAAUAUUUGGGAUAUUUCACCCUGCAGCAUCUCCUUCGUCCUUUAGUGCCGGCCAUUAAAAAGCUUUUUCCGAGAGAAGGUUUUCAUUUUUUAUUUCUUUGUAACUCACCACAUUCAAGCACUUUUAACUAGAAUUUCAACAUUAUAUACAUUUAUAUAUAGUCUACAAGAGUAUAGAAGUCAACGUCACACUGUCCUGUCUGACUGAAAUACAAAUGUCCGUGAGUUUCAGUCGUCCCGUUUUCCCCCUCAGAGCUUUUUAACGGUACCGAUUGAAGUGCGACACUUUGGGCAUUUGUGUGUGAUGGACUUGAACGUGUCGAAGCAGAAGGGAAUGAGGCAACAACCGGCCACGCACCUGCAGGACAGAACCAACAGCAACAAGGU
Molecule: messenger RNA, 5222 nt
Organism: Solea solea (common sole)
Lineage: Eukaryota; Metazoa; Chordata; Actinopteri; Pleuronectiformes; Soleidae
Gene: mrtfbb
Product: myocardin related transcription factor Bb
Exons: 14
Coding region: 224-3001 (925 amino acids)
Biological process (GO): smooth muscle cell differentiation
Source: RefSeq, a predicted model, not a curated record